Molecule: messenger RNA, 1614 nt
Organism: Lindgomyces ingoldianus
Lineage: Eukaryota; Fungi; Ascomycota; Dothideomycetes; Pleosporales; Lindgomycetaceae
Exons: 2
Coding region: 1-1614 (537 amino acids)
Source: RefSeq, a predicted model, not a curated record
AUGUAUGCGCAACGUCCAUCGCCGCCGUCGCUCAAGCGAUCGGUAUCUGGCGAGAGCCAGAGCAGUUAUGCGAGCCAGACCACGACUGUCAGCCGCUCGAGCUCUAAGCUGCUGUUUGGGGAGAUUCCGCUGACACCUGCGACUACUGUGGAUGGGAGAUCGACAAGAUCCAAUAGCUCAAUAUGCAACCUGGUUCUGUCGACGAGCUCCGCUUUCUUGCGCUUCUGGCUGAACGAUACCUGUCGCGAGAAUCUACUUGCGCACGUUGAGCAGGAGGACCUGCCUAACUUUCGUCUGGUCUGCCACGACUUCUCCACCCGUGCUGCACCGUAUCUCUUUGAGUACCUUACGGUUACAUUCAAGCCUUCGACUUUUACCAAGCCGGCGCGCAUCGAAGCUCUCUCCAGGGUAGGCCGUCACGUGAAGACUUGUACCUUCCACAUGCCCCAUGGGCCUGAGACAUUCCUCUCACCCAUCAUUGAUCCCGAGACUGGGGAGGAGAAGCCGUUCUUGUACGAACCCCAGGUCCAAGUCCCGCCAGCUGUGAGGGGAGAGGGCAAGCAACCUAAAUAUGGUACGUGGGAGAUGACAGACCUUCUCAUCAAACAGUAUCCACCUCUUUUCCAUGCAGCAACAAACGUCCCAGCUUUCAUUACGGCCUUCUCAGAACUUGUCAACCUCCAACACCUCAAAAUAUCCUGUCCUGGCUUCAAUACUGCGCCCCGGCACCGGCGUAGCGCUGUAGACUAUGCGCUCAUUUCCCUUCGUAUCGCGGUCGAGCGUGCGCCCUUGUUCAGCCUUCACACCCUCUCACUUCUUCCAAUCCACCCAGGUGGACUUCUCUACUUACAUCCCAUGCUUGGUUUUGGCAGCACACCCACUUCCGCCAAGCGCUGGACCCAAAUCCGUCGUCUGGCCAUCUGUAUGGAAAGCAUUCCGCUCUCCUGCUCUUCCACCCGCGCACGCAUGCAGUCUCUAGAACACUUGCGCAUCCUCCACGCCUACCUCCGGACCCUUUCGAAAAGCCUCACGCGCCUCUUCUUCAGAUGGAAAGGCGAACGCGGCCCCUCGCCCCUUUCCUUGGACCGCGAACCCUGUAUGUUGCCCAUUGAAGAAGAGUGCAUGCAUCCAAGUAUGCGCGGCCACGUCCGUGGUCCCCGACCCCUCAGGUUUUCCCGCCUUCGGCAUAUGGAGCUUGAGAACGCUGUCAUGGAUUCCACGCAAAUCGCGGAUUUCAUCCACAAGCAUCGUCGCACGCUCGUUGAAUUCAACUUCGAGGACGUGAAGCUCAGACAAGGGAACUGGGAUGAUGCGCUCGAGCCUCUAACCCAUAUCGCCGGCAGCGAUAAGUGGAAGGAGAAACAGGAAGAGGUUAUGGAUGUCCCGAUUAUUCUUUCCCCUGUGGACAUCGAGCCUAGAGUUAUGGGUCCGUUGCUUGCCGAAGAGCAUGAGCAGGAAGAGGAGGCCAAGGGACGCAGCGGGCUGACGCUUUCGAGGUGGUUGUCGAAACCGAAGUUGCCGCAGGUGAAGAGGAAUGCGAAGGAAGGGUUUUGGAGUGGUGGUGAGCAUAUGAAGAGGUUCUUGAGGGGAUCGAUCUUUCCUUUCCAUAAGUAA